This is a messenger RNA of Arabis nemorensis, 1419 nucleotides long. The record is from the annotation of a GenBank genome assembly. Lineage: Eukaryota; Viridiplantae; Streptophyta; Magnoliopsida; Brassicales; Brassicaceae.
AUGGAUGGAAUGUUGCGUGGGAAUGUUUCUGGCAAUGAGAGGGAUGUUUCGUCUGUCUUGAGUAAUCUCCAUGAUAAUGAGGUUAUCCCUUGGUAUUUUUCAAGAGAGGAGGUUGAAAAAAACUCACCAUCAAGGCGAGAUGGUAUCGACUUAAAGAAGGAAAUUCGCUUACGCAAGUCGUACUGUACAUUUUUGAAAGAACUUGGAGUGAAAUUGAAAGUUCCCCAGAUAAUGAUAGCCAGUGCUAUAGUAUUCUGUCACCGAUUCUUCCUUCGUCAAUCACAUGCAAAGAAUGACAGAUGGACAAUUGCAACAGCCUGCAUGUUCCUUGCUGGGAAGGUUGAGGAAACUCCACGGGCUUUAAAAGACGUUAUUAUUGUCUCCUAUGAGAUGAUUCACAAGAAGAAUCUUGCUCCUGCCCAGAGAAAGGAAGUAUAUGAGCAACAGAAAGAGAUUUUAUUAAGCGGAGAGGAGCUUGUUCUUUCUACAUUAAACUUUGAUCUCAGUGUUGGUCACCCUUAUAAGCCUCUUAUAGAAGCAAUUAAGAAAUAUAGGGUUGAAGAGGCUAAGGCCCAAUUUCCUCAAGUUGCUUGGAGUUUUGUCAACGAUUGUCUCUGGACGACACUCUGCCUGCAAUAUAAGCCUCGUCACAUAGCAGCAGGUGCUUUUUUCCUUGCUGCUGAGCACCUAACGGUGGACUUAAAAUCAUACGGAGAGAGCUUGUGUCAAGAGUUUGAUAUCACACCUCGUCAAUUAGAGGAUGUCCGUGGCCAAAUGCUUGAGCUUUAUGAGAAAAAGCAUAUUCCUGCAUCUCAAGGAAGCAUAAUCGAAAGUAGUGUCCCCGUGCAUCAACCUGUCUCAGGAGAUAUUGCUUCCACAGAUAAAUGUUCAACCCACAAGCAUUCAAAUUCUGAUCAUCAUGGGGGCUCGUCAAAACCCACACAAAACCAGAGUGACAAUGGGAGUGGUGAGGCAGAGAGGACAACUCCAGCAGAUAUUCGAGAUGAUAGCGCCGCUCCUGAUAAAUCUAGAAAUGUUAGUACAGGUGAUGCCCCGGUCAGUCAAUCGCCAAAUGACUUGAAAUUGCUUCGAGAUAAGGUGAAGGCUAAACUAGAGGCUAAGAAGUUCCAAGGUGAAAGGAUGUGGAAAAAGGAUUUGAUAGAUGAGGAUGAUUUGAUCGAAAAAGAACUGGAAGACGUGGAACUACCUGUUGUGGAUGACAAAUAUAAAGGAAAGGAGAUCUUAAAAAUCAAUCAGAUGGGUACAGAACACGGCGAAAUUCUAGAUGGAAACCACUUGGCAGCUGAUAUCAAAGGCGAAGCUGGCCAUACCGAGGAAGAUGAAAUGGCGGAUGAUGAUUCUUCAACAAUACCUAGCCGUAAUAGAAAAAUGGAAAGCCAUUCUGAAGAAAACAGAUAG